GUUGUGCCAGCGAUACGUCACAGUUAAAUGUCUGAUCGUUGAUAAGUACGAUUGAUUUCCUGUGAUCUGAUUUACAUGUAGUGAAUCUAAUAGUUUUAAAUAUGAAAGUUGUUAAGUAACGGACAACAUGUAAUUUAAUCGAAAUUAAUGACUUGGUAGUUUUUUUUAAUUGACGGAAUGAAGAGGAUAUAUUAAGAAUUUUAAUAGUUCAAAAUGGGACGAGGAAGACAGUUUGUUCCCUCGGUGGAUCCAGAUGGAUCUUGGUUCGUCCAUCGUGGAAGUAACAGUGCCAAAUUGGAAAGAACAUGUGAUACAAGUACUGGUUCCAUGAUGAACGCUCAAUUUGUCGAACCCGGAAAGCCUGCUCCACCACCGGAACCAUUUCGUGCAAAAACCAUGAUCAACUACAAAAUUUCCAAUGUGUUUUCUGAGCACGAUAACCGACACUCUUUCCAGGAUCAUGGAGUAUACUUUGGUGAUGGUCGAUAUGAUCGCACUUUAGGGAGACGGUUGAUAUUGCCAGAUUUAAGACUUCAUCACACAGACAAUGUUUACUUAAAACACAAUGAUCGUGUACCAGUAAACUUUGAUCUAAAUACGUCAUAUGCUGUGACAUAUCAAGGAAAACCAACCGGGGAACCCCCAGUGCACAGAAGGUUCCCUAAACGGUAUAAACCUCCCAAUAGUGGACCAGCAAAACUAGAAACCAAAACUACAGACUGGUAUAAGCCACCGGAAGUGCCCCACAAGACUGCCAUGCAAGUAAUGGCCACAAGUCAAGAACCUUUUGCAAAGCAUAAUUCGUGGAAAUAUUCCUAUAAUGGAAUGAGACGUAUAUACCCGCAAUACGACAGAAAAGAACAACCAGUAGUAAAAAAUGAAUUUAAUAAAUAUGGCGCCGCAUUUGUUACCAGAAGUUAAGAUUUUUACACUCAUGUAAGGAUCAUGUAUUCUUGUUGAGACCCUAUACACUUAACUUCAUAUGUGUUUUAUUUUUUUUACACUUGCCUUUCAUGUUUUAUUAAUAUCUAAAUUAAUACUUUAUUUAUUAAAGUGUAUGUUGACAAUCCAGUAUUAUUUCUGUUUAUUAAAUUACAUAUUCUAUGUUA
Mytilus californianus (California mussel) is the source of this 1109-nucleotide messenger RNA. Its product is annotated as testis-expressed protein 36-like. The coding region runs from base 214 to 921 and encodes 235 amino acids. The transcript is spliced from 4 exons. The record is from RefSeq and is a predicted model, not a curated record. Lineage: Eukaryota; Metazoa; Mollusca; Bivalvia; Mytilida; Mytilidae.